Molecule: messenger RNA, 1092 nt
Organism: Cheilinus undulatus (humphead wrasse)
Lineage: Eukaryota; Metazoa; Chordata; Actinopteri; Labriformes; Labridae
Product: 7 transmembrane receptor domain-containing protein
Exons: 3
Coding region: 10-1092 (360 amino acids)
Biological process (GO): G protein-coupled receptor signaling pathway
Cellular component (GO): plasma membrane; neuron projection
Molecular function (GO): neuropeptide binding; neuropeptide Y receptor activity
Source: RefSeq, a predicted model, not a curated record
UCCAGAGAUAUGGAUAUCUUCAUAAAGGAGGACUUCAAUUUGCUCGGUAACAUCAGCAAUGAGAGGGAACAGGAGAGAUUAGAAGGCAGUGAAAGCCACAGACUCAACCACAGUGAGCCUCUGGAUAUGUUUGAAGGCAUGGAGCUUCUACUGCGCUUCAAACCUCUCUUCCUGCCUCUUUACAGCCUCAUAGUGGUCGUGGCUGGUGUUGGAAACUCCUUCCUAUUGGCUUGCAUCUUGGCUGACAAGAAACUUCACAACGCCACAAACUUUUUCAUUGGUAACUUGGCGGCUGGAGACCUGCUGAUGUGCUUGAGCUGUGUCCCACUCACUGUGUCGUACGCCUUUGAUAGCCAGGGCUGGGCCUUUGGGAGACCUCUCUGUCACCUGGUCCCUUUGCUGCAAUGUGCCACAGUGUUUGCAUCGGUGCUUUCACUAACCGCUAUUGCUGUGGACCGCUAUAUUGUUGUGGCUCACCCAGUAAGGAGGAGGAUCUCUUUAUGGGGUUGUGGUGCGGUGACUGUGGGUGUCUGGCUUUUAUCACUGGCCCUUGCUGCGCCUCCAUCCCUCUACACGCGUUAUCUGGAUCUACGUCCCAGCGGCAUGGACCUUGUUGUUUGUGAAGAGUUCUGGCCAAAUAGUGGCAACCUGCGGCUUCUGUACUCAUGCUUCAUUCUUAUAGCCUCAUAUAUGAUCCCGCUGCUGUCUGUCAGCUUAUCUUACUGUGCUAUCACCGUUAGCCUAAAACGCUAUUCAGUGCCUGGGGAGCUGUCCAAUAGCCAGCAGCGCUGGAGCCAAAGGAGGAAGAAGACCUUCUCUCUGCUGGUAGCCUCAGUGCUGGCCUUUGCCCUGUGCUGGCUGCCCCUUCAGGUGCUGAACUUGUUGCUGGAUCUGGAUCCAGAUUUCCACAUCAUUGGAAAGCGCUACAUUAAUGUCCUACAAGUCUGCUGUCACCUAGUGGCCAUGAGCUCUGCCUGCUACAACCCCUUCAUCUACGCCUCCCUGCACAGCAAGGUGCGCAUGCACUUAAAAGGGUACUUGUGUCCUUGCCGCCACAGAGGGAUGGUGGAAAGAUCGACUUCAAGGAGCUAA